AUGGCAGCAGCAUUCAACAUCGUGCGCCAGAGCUUAUUCGCCGGCAGCCCAAAAUACACAGAAAAUGAUCUACCCGACCUCAAAGGCAAAGUAAUUGCCAUCACAGGCUCAAACACCGGCGUCGGCAAAGAGAUCGCCAAAAUGGUCUACAGCAAAAACGCAAAAGUCUACAUGUUCGCACGAACAACUACGAAAAACGAAAAGGCUCGCGACGAGAUCAAAGCUGCCUUUCCAGAGUCACACGGCGAAUUAAUCUGUAUACAACUUGACCUUGCAGACCUUGAUAGUGUUCAAGCAGCAGCUGCGGAAUUCACCAAAAGGGAAGAUAAGCUCCAUGUUCUUUUUAAUAAUGCAGGCGUUGGAUUCCCUGAGUAUGGAUCCAAGACAAAACAAGGCUACGAGCUUCAGCUGGGAACCAAUUGUCUUGGUAGUUUUGCUCUGACGCAGAAGUUGACGCCUGUAUUGAUCGAGACGGCGAAGACAUCUCCACCAGGAAGCGUUCGCGUGGUUUGGGCAUCAUCAACAGCUGCGUUUUGGACGUCCACGAAGAAAUACAUCGACCGAGUCAAAGGGAUCGAAAAGCAGAGUCUGUUUCAGCAAUAUGCCAUUAGCAAGCUUGGGAAUUACUACCACGCCACGGAAUAUGCUGCACGCCAUAAAAACGACGGUAUUAUUUCUGUGCCGCUUAACCCGGGCAAUCUCGACUCAGAGCUUUGGCGUACGCAGGGGAAAUUCCUGACUUGGAUCCUCAGAAAAACUGUUUUUUAUCCAUCGCACUAUGGUGGGUAUGUUAAUAUCUUUGCUGGGUUCUCUCCUGAUGUGACACUGGAGACUACGGGUAGAUUCAUUUCGCCAUGGGGAAGGCUGUGGCAUGCACUUCCGGCCAUGGUGAAGGGAUCAAAGACGGAGGCUGAGGGAGGAACGGGCCAUGCGAAACGGUUCUGGGAAUGGACAGAGGAACAGGUUUCACGAUAUGGGUCUGCUACUGGCGUUAAAGAGCCUCUUGAGUAG
Molecule: messenger RNA, 1011 nt
Organism: Fusarium tjaetaba
Lineage: Eukaryota; Fungi; Ascomycota; Sordariomycetes; Hypocreales; Nectriaceae
Product: Oxidoreductase short-chain dehydrogenase
Exons: 3
Coding region: 1-1011 (336 amino acids)
Source: RefSeq, a predicted model, not a curated record